AUGGCUGAUGUACGCUCUCUCCUCCGCCAGCAGCGCGCCGCCAGACGCAUAGAGCAUCCGCACGCAGCCUACACGGAUGCCGGCAAGCUGCUCUGCACAUUAUGCCGCGAGCUCGUCAAGGCCGAGAGUCUCUGGGACGGUCACCUUCAGGGCGAUAGUCAUCAGCGUCGCGCCGCUUCUGCUGCCACCUUGAAAAGCCAGAAUGUCACACGGGACGGCGAGGAGGGGAGGAGCGUCACCGUUGGAAGCAACCAGACCUUGCCGAAACAGCAGAAGCGCAAGCUGGACGCUGACGAGGCAGACGAAGACUCCGAUACAGUCGACGGUACGCGAGGCAAGCGCAGCAGGCCAGACACAGUGACGGAUUCCAGCGGCAACGCCGACCGGGACCCGAAUUCACUGCUAACGCCGCCGCCGCCGGCCUCUCUCCCCCGUAAAAUGUCGGCAAUGCUCUCUCAAGGAGUCGAAGUCAAGAUUCCGUCGAGACCUGCCACACCCGCUGCUCCGCGGGACGUCACCCCGUCCUCCUCGAUAUCGGGCACCGCGCCUUCGGCCAUGUCCCCACAGCGGCAGCAACAAGCGGCAGGACUGACGGGGUCUCGGCCUCGGAAGGCGAGCACGCUCAGCACCUCUGCCGUGGACGAAUCCGAAUGGGCCGCGUUCGAAGCCGACGUUGCGGCCGAUGCGGCGCCCUAUGCCGAGGAUGCCGUCAUCUCGGCGCCGGCCAUGACUGCGGAGGAAUCUGCGGCGGCCGCCGCCGCCGCUUCCACCGUGGAUGAAAAUGGCGAAAGCCGCAAGGCCAAAGCGGAUAAAGACAUCGAGGAUGAACGGGAGGAGGCGGCGCGGGCGCUGGAGGAGGAGUUUGAGGAGAUGCGGGAGCUCGAGGAACGGGUGAAGCGGCUCAAGGAGAAGCGCGAGGCGUUGCGGAAGCGAGCCGAGAGCCGCGGCGAGGAGUCGGGUCCCGAAAGGCCGCUUGUGGCAUCGACGGGAAACGGGAAGGAUGGGGACUCAGCUGCAGUCUCCGUCAAUGCUGGGACCGAGUUGGCCGAUGAAGGCGGUCAAGCCGAGGCGGAUGGCGAGGACGAUGACGACACCGAGGAUGACGAGGAUGCCGACUGGAACGGCUUUCUCUUCCGACCCUCGUAG
Messenger RNA from Drechmeria coniospora, 1146 nucleotides. Its product is annotated as coiled-coil domain-containing protein 16. Gene Ontology annotation, cellular component: nucleus; spliceosomal complex. The record is from RefSeq and is a predicted model, not a curated record. Lineage: Eukaryota; Fungi; Ascomycota; Sordariomycetes; Hypocreales; Ophiocordycipitaceae. Bases 1 to 1146 code for a protein of 381 amino acids. Gene Ontology annotation, biological process: mitotic DNA replication checkpoint signaling; nuclear DNA replication; mitotic DNA damage checkpoint signaling. Gene Ontology annotation, molecular function: nucleic acid binding; zinc ion binding. The transcript has a single exon.